UGCUGCGAGCGUAACAACAAGCAUGCACAUACAGCCUUCACCUCAGACUCCCAUCAACCCUUGCGACUCUAUUUAUAGUGCGAACCAUCUGCUGCCUGCUGCUCACUGCUAGCCGGCUAGGCUAACCUGAAGUUAAAGUUGUUGAGAUGUUGUGUGGACGCUGAUCUUGAUGUUUCCUGUGCAGCAGCCUGCACUCUGCUGCCACGUUUAGGUCACACGCUGGAUGACGACAGCUCUCUGAUCUGCUGACAAGCGAGUCUCACUUCCUCUGUUUUCACGGGACAGGUCUCUUCCUCCCACCGCCAGCAGAGAGAGGGACCAGACGACCUGACUGUCAUGUGCUGAGGAGGACCACUUAGUUGUGAGUCGUGUGUGUGUGUCUGACAGUAGCAGGAGUGAAGGCUGGAGUCAGGAUGGAGGUUCUGGGCAGAGCUGCAGUUAUCUGCAGCCUGAUGUUGUGUCUCGGCUGUUUGCACGUGAUCGCCCUCAAAUCCCAACUUUUCACCAGACUUGGUGGACUUCCUUCCUCCAGGGACCCCCCCAUCACCUAUGAAACAUUUUAUUUUGACCAGAAGAUUGAUCACUUUGGAUUCCUAGAAGAUGGCACCUUUAAACAGCGAUACCUCGUGGCUGACAAACACUGGAAGCAUCCUGGAGGACCGGUUCUGUUCUACACUGGGAAUGAAGGCGACAUCACCUGGUUCUGCAACAAUACAGGCUUCAUGUGGGAAAUUGCGGAGGAGUUGGGCGCCAUGCUGGUUUUUGCAGAACAUCGUUACUAUGGAGAGUCGCUGCCAUUUGGACCAGACUCUUACAGUGACAGCAAACACCUGAACUACCUGACCUCUGAGCAGGCCCUGGCAGAUUUUGCAGUGCUGAUCCAGAACCUGAAGAGCACUGUACCUGGAGCUCAGCACAGCCCUGUUAUCGCCAUCGGAGGUUCCUAUGGAGGGAUGCUCUCCGCCUGGUUCAGGAUGAAAUACCCCAAUAUAGUUGUUGGAGCUCUGGCAGCCUCCGCACCAAUAUGGCAGUUCCCUGGUAUGGUGCCAUGUGGAGACUUCUACAAAAUAGUAACACAGGACUUUGCCAAAAGUGGAUUUAACUGUGAUGCAAGCAUCAGAAAGUCAUGGAAUGCUAUUAAAAAUGUCUCUUCUACUGCAUCUGGUCUUCAGUGGCUCUCAGAGGAAUUCAGUCUGUGCACUCCUCUUAAAAACAGCAUUGAUGUCAUCAGCUUCAAGAACUGGCUUCAGGAGACUUGGGUGAAUCUGGCGAUGGUGGACUAUCCCUACGAAGCAAACUUUCUUCAGCCUCUUCCUCGCUGGCCGAUCCAGGAGGUGUGCAAGUAUCUCGCUUUCGAUUCCGCUGUGUCUGACUACCAGCUGCUGCACGGCGUCUCCCAAGCAGCGAAGGUCUACUACAACUACACGGGAAGCUCCUCCUGUCUCAACACAUCUCAGACAGCGACGGGCAGCCUCGGUUUCCUCGGCUGGUAUUACCAGGCCUGCACAGAGAUGGUGAUGCCCAUGUGCACAGAUGGCGUCCAGGACAUGUUUGAACCUGAGGAGUGGAACUUCCAGGCCUUCUCUGAUGGAUGUAACACCUUGUUUGGCGUCAGGCCACGAGCGGAGUGGGCAGGCACCGUGUACGGGGGGAAGGACAUCGCCUCUCACAGCAACAUCAUCUUCAGUAAUGGAGGCCUGGAUCCAUGGUCAGCUGGUGGAGUGACGUACAAUAUAACAGAUUCCCUGGUUUCCAUCAUGAUUCCUGACGGAGCUCAUCACUUGGACCUGCGCUACAGCAACGACCUCGACACACCAUCAGUCCGCGCAGCCCGGGCGUUAGAGGUGAAGUAUUUUCGACAGUGGAUCAAUCAGGCAAAAACGACACCUCAAACUGCACCAACCCUCUAAUGUCAUGCAGCCGGGACAUCCACAUUAUUGAGGAUUGCGUAGCUUUAAUUUGCAUGACAUUGUUUUUCACAGGGUGCUCUCUCCGUCAAUAUGCCAAAGUUUGUCCCCGCUCAGUGCUGUAAACUCCUACAUUUCUAUUUAAAAUGUUCAAGUUUGCUUUUGAUAUUAUUACAAUGAGGGUAUUCACUUCAGAGUGUUGCUGUGUUCCAUUUUGGAGAAUCAAACUACAAAUUCUUUGACAAAAUCAAGCACUCCAUUCUUUGAAGCCAGACUAUGGGUUUCCAAGGACUUUGAGACAGAAUGGUACUGUAUUAUGAGCAAAAGUGUGAUGGGUUUGUCAAAAGCUCUUUGUUUUAAUCCCUUAUGUAAAGUUUGCCAGAAACCACGAAGGCCUCGCUCUCUCCAGGCUUGUGUUUUUCUUAUGUCAGUCAGUGUAACAAUCAGGGACACAUUCAGAGUUAAUCUCAUCUUUAAAUAUCAUGUCUGUCAUUUAGUUUCAUCAUUACAAACUGACACCCCUCAAGUUUUCUUGGUUUUUGCCUUGUUAAUCAGCCAUUACUGUCAUGUUGCUGUAAAACCUUCUUAGCACUUGAAUAACUCAGGAGAAAAGUUUGGCACCAAAUAUCCAAUUUUUUGAAAAUGCCCUCUGCACUGCCUUUGAUAUUAAACUUGAUUUGUUCCAGAAGAACAGUGGCUUUCUCACUUCUUAAGUUUUCUAUUCAUGUUUUUAAAUGACCAAGAAACUGUCCUUCCAGUGAAACUGAUUAAAAAGCUACAAAUAACAUCA
Acanthopagrus latus (yellowfin seabream) is the source of this 2697-nucleotide messenger RNA. RefSeq names its product prolylcarboxypeptidase (angiotensinase C). The record is from RefSeq and is a predicted model, not a curated record. The transcript has 9 exons. Gene Ontology annotation, molecular function: serine-type exopeptidase activity; dipeptidyl-peptidase activity. Gene Ontology annotation, biological process: proteolysis; negative regulation of systemic arterial blood pressure; regulation of blood vessel endothelial cell migration. NCBI's taxonomy places the organism in Eukaryota, Metazoa, Chordata, Actinopteri, Spariformes, Sparidae. Bases 414 to 1910 code for a protein of 498 amino acids.